GUUGUCGGUCCAGGGACAGUUCUCAUCAGUGACCUUUCUCGUCAGCCUCCCGAAUCGGGAUCCUGUCAUCGGCGUGAGGAUGGGGACGAGCGGGGCGGAUCACCUCCGCCAGAUCGUGGAGGAGACGGACUGGUACAAUGGGAUCGUGCUCGACGCGGUCGUACCAGGCGGCGCCUGGAAGCGCCUCCCGCGGCCACUCCAGUCCUGGCUGCGCAAUUACAUCGGUGGCACGGCUCUCUAUUUGGUUUCUGGUUUUCUCUGGUGCUUCUACAUUUACUACUUGAAGCGCAACGUAUACGUCCCCAAGGAUUCUAUACCUUCGAACAGAGCCAUUUAUCUACAGAUAAUAGUUGCAAUGAAAGCUAUGCCCUGGUUCUGUGUUCUCCCAACACUUUUAGAAUACAUGGCUGAAAAUGGAUGGACGAGGUGUUUUGCUAGUGUCGGAGAAGUUGGUUGGCCGGCUUAUUUUGUGUACCUGACGAUAUAUCUAGUCAUCGUCGAGUUUGGUAUAUACUGGAUGCACAGAGAAUUGCAUGAAUUAAAACCUCUAUACAAGUAUCUUCAUGCAACACAUCAUAUCUACAAUAAGCAGAAUAUGCUUUCUCCUUUUGCUGGAUUGGCGUUCCAUCCAUUGGACGGAAUACUACAAGCUACGCCACAUGUGAUAGCCCUCUUCCUUGUCCCAACCCAUUUCACGACUCUCAUACUUCUCAUGUUCUGUGAGGUUGUCUGGACUGCAAACGUCCACGGGUGCAUCCAUGGCAAGAUUUGGCCAGUUAUGGGUGCAGGCUACCAUACGAUCCACCACACGACGUACCGACACAACUACGGGCACUACACGAUAUGGAUGGAUUGGAUGUUUGGAACUCUUCGAGAUCCUGAGCAGGAAUUCAAAAAGCCAGAUUGAUGCAGGUCCAGUGAUCGUCUGCUGUUUCGCUCUGGGUACG
Molecule: messenger RNA, 947 nt
Organism: Musa acuminata subsp. malaccensis (wild Malaysian banana)
Lineage: Eukaryota; Viridiplantae; Streptophyta; Magnoliopsida; Zingiberales; Musaceae
Product: delta(7)-sterol-C5(6)-desaturase-like
Biological process (GO): sterol biosynthetic process
Molecular function (GO): C-5 sterol desaturase activity; iron ion binding
Source: RefSeq, a predicted model, not a curated record